AUGGCGACUUUAUGUGAAAUUAAUCGAAACGGUUUCGAUCUAAGUGAUAAAUCACUUGCCAAAUACUUCAAAAAAACCUUGAAAAAAGUAAGGUCAGGUGGUAAGGAUGAACCAACAGGCCGGGAUCCUCGGUUCAGUACAACAGCUCAUGAGGACACAGCCGGAAAAUCUGCCCUAGCUCCAGCCGCUUGGAGAGAUAUUCCCACCCGUACAGAUAAUCACGUAGCUUACAUAGCUAAGUUAAGUGACGUCAACUUGGAUCAAUUUACUGGCCUGCACUUGGCUGCGUUGAAUGGCAAUUUAGAAGAGGUGCAGCGGAUCCUUAAUGAUGGAGCUCCUGUGGACGUCACAUCUACCCAAGGCCAUACUGCCUUACAUCUUUCUGUUUUGAUGGGCCAUCCCCACAUCGCAGAAUUGCUCUUAGAGAGAGGAGCGGACAUAACGAGGGAAAUCAGUGAAGGUGUCAAUGGUUUACACUUAGCUGCGUAUAAAGGGUUCCUGAGCACAUCUCGAUUCCUGGUUAGUAACGGAGCUGAGGUAAAUAAAGAAACCAGCGAAGGAAUCACAGCGCUACAUCUAUCAGCUCUACAACGUCAUCUCGACGUCACAGAUUAUCUCAUCAGUGGGGGAGCUGAAGUAAAUAGAUGCAUUAAUGGUGAUAUAACUGCUCUUCAUGUUGCUGCACUACAAGGAGAUUGUGACAUCAUCGAACGCCUCGUAAAGGGUGGGAGUGAGGUGAACAAAGUAACCACUAAAGGAUCAGCUGCCAUACAUAUUGCUUCUCUAGCAGGGCAUGGCAAUGUCACAGAGUACUUAGUAGAUCAUGGGGCUGAUGUGGAAAAGAGUAAUAAUGACGGAUAUAAUGCUCUCCAUUUAGCUGUACGAGAUGGUCACCGUAAUGUUGUCAGGUCUCUCCUAAAUAAAGAAGCUGAUAUCAAUACCUGUACGCAUAAUGGCGUAAAUUCUCUCCACAUUGCUGUACGAGAAGGCCACCAGGAAAUCGUCGAAUACCUCAUCAGCCGAGGAUCUGAUGUAAAUAAGUGCGACGAUAAAAAAUCGAACGCAUUGCAUAUGGCUGCGCAAAAUGGUCAUCUCGGCAUGAUCAAAUGUAUACUGAGCAAUGGGGCUGACAUAAAUAGUUACAAUAGAGCUGGAUGGACAGCCUUGCAUCUUGCAUCAAAGGCUGGACAUCACAGUGCCGCAGCGUAUCUAAUUAAUCAAGGAGCUCGUGUGAAUAAGGUCGCUCAUAACAAAGUAACACCUCUGCACAUAGCUGCCCAGGAGGGUCACUUGAACGUAUCAAAACAACUCGUUAGCCAGGGAGCUAAAAUAGAAAGAGGUACUAGAGAUGGAUUGACUGCCUUGCAUCUUGCUUCAACAGAAGGUCACUUCGCAGUUACCGAGUAUCUUCUUGGUCAAGGUGCAAAGGUCAAUGAAAGUACUACGGGUGGAAUCAACUCGUUGCAUUCUGCGUGCAGAAACGGUCACACUAAGAUUGUAACAUCUCUGAUAAGUAAAGAUGCUGACAUAACAAAAGGAGACGAGUUUGGAAGGACACCAUUACAUUUUGCUGUGCAGGGUGGUCACCUGGAUACCAUCAGAUAUCUGGUUCGCAAGGGAGCUGAUAUCCAUCUAGAGACCAAUGACAGAGUAACUGUUUUACAUAUUGCUUCUGCAAAUGGAUAUGUUAACGUCAUAGAAUAUCUUAUUGGACGAGAUGCUAAGGUAAAUCAAGUAACGAAGAACGGAUUGAGCCCUUUGCAUCUCGCUGUCAUAGGUAACCACUUUGAUGCGAUGAGAUGUCUCCUGGAGCAUGGUGCGGAAGUGGAUAAAGCUAAUACAAAUGGGGCGACUGCCUUUCUUCACACCUGUAACAAAGGUAACAUCGAUGCCAUGAGGUGUCUACGCGAUCACGGAGCAAAUGUGAACAAAGUCAAUCCGGAUGGAGUCUCUGCCUUGUACGUCUCAACACUGAAUGACUAUCCUGACAUAGUAGAAUAUUUGAUUAACGAGGGAGCAAAUGUAAACAGAGUCACACGUGGUGGGGACACUGCCUUGCAUGUAUCAUCCUUCUACUGCAAUCUCAGAAUUACAGAGUUAUUGCUUAGUCAUGGAGCUAAUGUGAACCACGAAAGUUCUGCAAAAAAAGCAACCUCUCUGCAUUUAGCCGCUGCUACGCAUGUCCUCGAUAUCGUUAAAUGCCUUGUCAACCACCAAGCUCAGGUAAAUACAAAAAUGGAGGGUGGAAUCACUGCUUUACACACUGCAUGUAUGUUUGGAGAUUCUUCUAUGACAGAGUUUUUGAUUUCAUCUGGAGCCGAUGUAAAUCUGCGCACCAACCAAGGGCUAAGCUCUUUACACCUUGCCGUCCAGGCAAAGCCAUCUGAGAGCACUUCUCAAAGUGCAACAGCAUCUAAUCGACUUGAUGUUACGAAAAUUCUCUUGAGUCAUGGAGCCGACAUCAAUGAGAAUUGUUCCGUCUUUUGGACAUCGAAUUAUUCACCGGCUUUCCCAAUUCUUCAUCAAUUUGAAGAAGCCAUCUGGAAUGAGGAUGUUGAUUUAAAGAAGAUUGCCGAGUCCAUCAUGUCUAAUACGGGAACUCCAUUACAUGCUGCUUCAGGUCUUGGUCAUGUAGAUGUCCUGGAAUAUCUUCUCGAUAAAGGAGCUAAAAUGAACGAGAAAGACAGCUUUGGGAUGACAGCCUUGCACGUGGCUAGUUGUGCAGGUCAUCUUGAUUCCAUCAAUCUCCUGCUUAGAAACGGAGCUGAUGUAGAAAGUAAAACUAAAGGUAUCACUGCGCUCCAUCUCGCAGCGCUGACCGGCCAUGCUGACAUCGCACAAUCUUUAAUGAUCGGAGGGGCUGAGUUGAAUAAGAAGAAUACAUUUGGACUGGCUGCUCUGCAUCUCGCGUGUUUGAAAGGUCAUGCUGACGUCGCGGAGUACCUUCUUAGCCUGGAGGCGGAAAUGAACGAAGAAGGCAUCAUUGGUACUCCGUUGCACUCGGCCGCAAGGGAGGGUCAUUUGGACGUUACAAAGUGUUUGGUACGUCAUGGGGCUGAUCUGAAUAGGAGCAUGAAAACCGGGGCAACUGCACUGCACAUUGCUUCUGAGAAAGGCCAUGCUGAUAUCGUAGAAUGCCUUCUUAGCCAGAGAGGACCAGUCCACAUCGCAUCAACUUAUGGGGAAACGGCAGUACUUCAGAGUAUACUCAGAACUGUUAUCUCCUCAAAGGAUACUUUCCUUAAUCAACGUGACAAUGAUGGUUUGACGGCUCUUCACCUUGCCACACGCAAUGGGCAGUCUGCCGUCGUUGAGCUGUUGGUGCUGCAUGAUGCCGACCUGAACACGCAGUCAAAUCUCGAUCGGACAUGUCUACAUGAGGCCAUGAUGUUGAAAGAAGCUUCUCUUACCGAAACUCUACGGGUGGUGGACGUUGAGUUUCAUAUUCACCUAGAUAGACAUCGCAUUGAAGGCAGAAUGUUAACGGGAGAUCUCAGUCAAAAACUCGAAAUCACUGUGCAAGAAAUAACCGACAGACCAGCUGCCCUCGUUCUAGAGGACGACGAGGCAGUAAUUGCAUCUGGGCUUGAAGUAACCACCCAUGGUCACAAUUUCAGCUCUCCGGUAAAAGUUACCAUGAAACACUGUGCUGCAUUCAAAACCCCGGGAGAUGCUCAGAUAGUUCUGUACAGUCGAAGCAACGACUCGUUAGGUUUCUCAGCAACCAACCUUUCAUCUCUAGGGACUCCACGAUGUGAUGUUCGGGAAGCCGAUCUUGAUCUCUACCUGGACCAUUUCUGCGAGUUGUGGACAACGUCGAAGGCAGGAGAUAAUUUCUUCGGAAAACGGCUCAUUUGCACUCCGUUUAUCCCGCGUUCGGUUAAAAGGAACGACGAUGGGGUCGUCCUCAUUGAGCUUAAGGAUGCAGUGAAAUUAGAAGAGGAUGACAUCUUGAACACACACAAAAAAGCGUUUGCCGGAGAGCAGUACAUCGUAAAAUGGGAAGCUGGAGAUCUCACUGUCAACUAUGCUGUGGAUGAUGAUGAGACAUUGGAGGAAACCAAGGAACUAAAGGUAGAUGCAUUUCGUCACAUUACUAACAACCGUAUGCCAUUUAAACUGAAGGGACGUGAGACCAAAGCUAUCGUCACGUUUAAGUUGAAGCAAUGGAUUUCGAAAGACAUCAUGUUUCCCAUUACGUUUGAAGGCGACAGACUGCGAUUCCACAAAUAUGGGAACCCGAGGGUCACGGGUCACGUGACCAGCUGGGAAGACGGUGCUCUACCCAGCAGGCCCAGUUUCCUGGGCCAUUGGUUCCCUACACAAGAUCUGGUAAUCGCAGCCUGUCCCCACCGUCGGUUCAUGGCGCUCUUGGCCAUUCCUCUCCUUGAGGCAUACUGGAAAUGA
Messenger RNA from Strongylocentrotus purpuratus (purple sea urchin), 4407 nucleotides. RefSeq names its product serine/threonine-protein phosphatase 6 regulatory ankyrin repeat subunit B-like. Lineage: Eukaryota; Metazoa; Echinodermata; Echinoidea; Camarodonta; Strongylocentrotidae. The transcript has 7 exons. The record is from RefSeq and is a predicted model, not a curated record. Bases 1 to 4407 code for a protein of 1468 amino acids. Gene Ontology annotation, molecular function: protein binding.